This is a messenger RNA of Anneissia japonica, 3584 nucleotides long. RefSeq lists its product as uncharacterized. The transcript is spliced from 4 exons. The coding region runs from base 139 to 1269 and encodes 376 amino acids. NCBI's taxonomy places the organism in Eukaryota, Metazoa, Echinodermata, Crinoidea, Comatulida, Comatulidae. The record is from RefSeq and is a predicted model, not a curated record.
GGCGUUUAAAUGUCCCAACCUGUAGUAUUGUUUCUACAAUUGCAAUUUGUUUUUAGGUGGAAUAGAAUUAAUAUUUCUGUCAAGCUGCUAACAGUCACAGUUUACAUAGGCAAAAAUAUUGUCUUGGUAUAGACAAUUAUGUGGAAGAUUGGACGUUUUACGUGGCUAUGUUUAAUAGUCAUACAUCUGCUGGUAAAUACAGAAGCGAAAAAUGAACGUUUUAAACGUUUUAUAUCAAAACUAAAGAGACAAGUGACUACAAGCGAGUGUCAUAACUUCGAAUGGUCAAUAUCAUCAAUUACAAAGUACUACAGUUGCUGCAACGAGGAAAAUCUUCAAAACGGGAGUACUUGCACAAAUAGGCUUAAUUCUACAUCUUCAAAUUUUGAGUGUAAUCCUUUUGGUAAAGAAAUCUACAAAAAGAAUACAACUUCGGAAUUUAAUUGCGGAAGAUGCGAAGGCAAGAAAUGGGCGAUGGAAAAGUGUAACUCCAGAUGGAAACUAGCUGGAAUUGAUACGACUGACGGAUGCUGGAUAUGGUCUGCGUGUUUCAAAGGCGCAUGCGAUGCGCAAGAAGCGGCCUAUUUAGAUGAGGAUAAAAGUGUACCUCAAGAAACCAACUUCUGCGGUGAUGGCUUCUGUAUAAAGUCAACCGGCGAGACAGUGGACAACUGCCCUAUCGACUGCUGUCCUGAGGUAAACAGCGCAUGCUCUGUAACGUCGGAAAAGUGUACAGAACCGUGCUGUAACGAAAGUGGUUGCUGUAUCACGAGUUCUAGCAUAAUCUACAUAGCCAUUAUUUGUGGAGUCGUAGUUCUGAUCAAUUUGAUUUGCUGUUGCUGCUGUUUCUGUUGCUACCGUAAGAUCAAACUGGCAUGUGGAUUUACUAAAAAACUAAAACCAAGCAUCUCCUUAGACAAUCUCUCUCAAAGGCAUCCAUCUCCAAAAUCUCUGGGGAGUAAAAACCAUUCUCCUGCUGCAUCAUUAGGUAGGAAAGGGUCUCCCCAAUCCAGUCUAGGAUAUAAAUCGUCUCCAAAGUCUCUGGGAAGUAAAAAUCAUUCUCCUGCUUCCACGUUAGGCAGGAAAGCGUCCCCACAAGCCAAUCUAGAAUAUAAAAGUAAUUCUUUGGCAUCACUAAAUAAGAAAGUAUAUUACGUAUCUAGGGGUGAUUAUUCUCCGAGACCUUCCAAAAAGAGUAGCUCAUUAACCUCGUUGAACACGAAAGGCUUGUCGCGCUCAACUCAGUCAAUCGACCGUAUUAAUUUUUAAGACCAGUUUAUUCUACUUACUUAACUACGAUUCCUUGCGUGGGUUCUGGCUCUAGUUCUAGUGGGCAAAGCCAACCACCUAAGGACGGGGGUUUUCCUACAGUAUGUGAGCCAAUUAACGUCCAGCCGGUGCCUCGGCGGUAGUGUGGGAUGCAGGUACGAGCUCUAACGGGGUCAAAGGGCAAUCCCUCUUGAAACUAAUAUAUUCUAACAUGUAAAUAAUAACUUACGGUACAUUAUCUUUUCGAGGAGUGGUUUUUAAGAUGGAUUCUCAAGAACAGGAUCGCUGUCUAGUAUAGGUGAUCAGUUUAGGAAGAAACGGUAUAAUAAAGCAUUAUUUGUUUUUUUUUAUACCUCUCUGGUUCUGGUAGAAUUUCAUUUUGGGAUAUAACUUUUUCCCAUCAUGACAGUAUUUUAAAGAUGCAGGAUAGAGUCAAGAGUGUUGAAUACAUUUAUGUAUUGUAUAACAUUAUGAAAUAUUUGACUUAUUCCUAUAAUAUGUUAAGUUUGUAUAAUGCAUAUACAUUGCAACAUUUUAUAUGCGAAAUAAAUAUUGUUAUAAAUGUACCGAAUUUAUAAGAUUUUAUUAGUGCAUGGUGUUCUCAGAUAAGAUAGUAUACUCCAAGUAUCGAAAUGCACGCCGUGGUGUUCUCUAUAUACUUUCUGCGAUAUUUUCAUAUAUUUUUUAGAGAUGUUCAGGUACCAAAAGCUUAUUUGAAUAUGUAAUCGAGAGCACUUAAUGUAGGCCUAUUAAAAAGUUGAUGUUUUAAGAUGAACCGUACAAAUAUUCUAUUAAAAACAGUUUUUCGAAGGAAGUUAUUGUGUAAAGUAUGAUAUUUUAUUAUAUUUAAACUGUGGGUAUUCGUUUUGUAUUUAAUGUAUAUUAAUCAAGGUGUAGUGUAGAAUAAAAUUGUUGCCCGUGUAAAGACGUUCCAAGGUUCUAUUUUAUACUAGGUAUGUUAACAUGUACAGUACUUAGAUUGAAAAUAUAAUAUUUUGUGCUAUUUCAACUUCGGGUAUUCGUUUGUACUUAAUGUUUGUACUUAAGGUGUAUAGAAUGAAAUGGUCGUCUUUACCAACUUCCUACUGUAUGUAAGCUAUGUUAUUGUACAUUAAAUUAAGAAAUAUAAUUAUGAUGGCGUAAAAUAAAAUAUUUAUUGCGUUUUAAUUGUAUAAAAUAUAAUUUGUAAAUUUGGUGUUUUUAUAGUUUUUACUCAUUCCUUAACUAUGUUUAAGUGGUCAUUUUGUUUAUAUCAUUCCAUAUUUUAUAUCUGGCACUUUUCUAUGGCCUUGUAUCUUGUAUGUACUAUAUGUGAUUUAUGCAUAAUUGUUGAUAUUUCGAUAGUUGUGAUCUCAGUAUCUAGAAGACUUGAAACAGAGAAGCAGAUGGGGGUGGGGGAGGUAGACCGGGGAUCGAUGAUUAAGUGAGGUGGCGCUAGGUCACACAAUAAGGUGAUAUGAAAUAAUUUCUAGCUACUUGAGUGUUAUUUUUUUGGCUCCAGGCAUAUUCAACAGGGCGCGACUAGGUGGCGAGCUUUUGUGUGCGGGUAGCUGCGUCGCCUCUCCCCCCGCACACCUAGAUACGCCAAUGUAUGAUAUUUGUAUAACAGAAAUAAUGGAUUCACAGAUAGAUUAUAGCCUAUGUUUUAUAAAUGUUUUGUGUUAGUCCUUAUGUAGGCCUAUUGGUCGAUAAGCCAAAUGAGAAUACUAUCUGUACUGUAUACCUCAAAAAUAGCUUAUUUGAAAUGAUCAAAUAAAUGAUAUGUAUAAGCUUCCAACGAGAUAUAGAUUUUAAAAGAAAAAAAAGUAGUUUUUACCGAUUUACAGAUAUUUUACUGCCAAAAAAUACUUAAAUUGAUUACCAGCCAAUUUCGUAGGCAAAGAAUAGAUGAAAGGUAUUAUUUUUAACUAUCUGAACAUUGACGAGGGAUUUUAUUUUUAAUUCAAAUUUGUAAGUAUUUUAAGCCAAUAAAUUUAUACUUAAAUAUACAAAUUAAGCAAUUCAAAUGUGGAAUAAAUUUUUAUUUUUUUUAGUACAUCUUUAAGUAUUCAUCGGAGUGAAGGAAUUAAUAAAUAAAUAACGAACAAGAUGUUGCUUCAUUUGGUAGUGAUUUUUCUCAUCGAUAGUAAUGUUAUAUAGGCCUACUCUAUAUAAAUGUAUAGGCUGUAAUUAUGAUAAAUUAAAAAAUUGAUUUCAAAUUAUGUUAAGUCUUUAUUUGAUUAUUUACAUUAUUCAGUAUAUUUAUAGGUUUUUAUCAAUAGGAAAUUAUAACAUAACAUUAAUAAUAACAAUAACAAUAAAAGUAAUAAUAUCAA